Molecule: messenger RNA, 345 nt
Organism: Symbiodinium natans
Lineage: Eukaryota; Dinophyceae; Suessiales; Symbiodiniaceae
Source: the annotation of a GenBank genome assembly
AUGCAGAUGGAGUCCAGUGCUGUGCCGCCUGAUGAGUGUCCCGAUUGCAAGACACAGAGCGCUGAGCUGGGGGGAAGGGGAGGGCGGGGGAUGGUCUUCCAUGCGCCCAUGCCGCGUGGCAGGAUCACGAUUGCAGCUGCCAUCAGCUCCUGUGAAAGAGGCUGGUUUUUGUCGGUUCGCCCUGGACCCCGGACCCUGCUGCCGUGCUAUGAACAUUGCUCGAACGCGCAGGCAUGCAGUGGCAACUGGCGCUUCUCUUGUUGGGGAGGAUGCCGGCUCAGGACGGAAUGUGUGGGAUUUGUUGUGCUGAUUGGGCAAAAUUCGCAUUCAGUAGGUGAAUUUUGA